This is a messenger RNA of Acanthoscelides obtectus, 643 nucleotides long. The record is from the annotation of a GenBank genome assembly. NCBI's taxonomy places the organism in Eukaryota, Metazoa, Arthropoda, Insecta, Coleoptera, Chrysomelidae.
AAACAUUAUAUCAAAAGCGACGUUUCGUGCUUAUGUCAGUAUGACAUUGCGCCCCAAGUCCGAUGGCAAUACUUUCUGAACCAGCAAUCCCACAAUCAGAUGAAGUAGUGCCGACAGAAGCUAUCAUAUUUGAACCUUCGAUCAUGUAUUACGAUUCUAAAGUUCCUUGCUCAUACAUAAGAAACAUAGAUGCAAAAUCGUUUAACUACCUAGUCAGCGGCUUAGCUGGAUUUCUAUUUUUCUUUGGAUGGUGGACAAUGAUUGACCUCUCUACCCAACAUACUACCACUAUGAGUAAACAGAAGCUAUACUAUUUGCCAGGGGUUAUUGCAACAAUCGCCAUGAUCUUGAUGAAUGCAAUACCCACUAACUACUUGAACGACAGUGGUCUAGACAACACCAGUGGGUACUGUACUCCAUUCCUCUGUAUACUUAUAAUCUUUAUCACAAUGAUGGCAAGCUUUGGAUGUCUGAUCAGUGCCAGUUUCAUCUUGAUCAACGAUUUUAUGCUGGACCCAGAAGAAUACCAGUGGCCAGGAUAUGGCAUAUUUUUACAUAUACUCUGUAUAUUUUUAUCUACAGUUUUGCCCAGAUUCUGUAGAAAGAGUGGCUCUUUUUGAAUAAAUGCGAUGUGAACUUAUUA